This is a messenger RNA of Stegastes partitus (bicolor damselfish), 4758 nucleotides long. It is a transcript of the gene znf518b, whose product is annotated as zinc finger protein 518B. The record is from RefSeq and is a predicted model, not a curated record. The transcript is spliced from 2 exons. Lineage: Eukaryota; Metazoa; Chordata; Actinopteri; Pomacentridae. Bases 221 to 2653 code for a protein of 810 amino acids.
GGCGUGGAGGAGGACCAAGGAGGGGUUUGGAGGCGCUACGUUGUCUGUGUAGAAGAUGUCACAUCUAACGAAGGGAGACGCUAUAAACUGUCACCUCACGGCUGCAUCAGUGAGCCUGCCUCCCUGAGGAAUAAGUGCUGGACAUGGAUGUUUACUUACCGGUAUAACUGCAGCCUUUGAAUCCGUGAGACCUGCUGCCAGAUGACCAGGAGACCUCACCAUGAAGCCUGUCAGCUAUCAGAGCAUGCCGUCAUCUGUCAGCAGUGGACAUUCAAAUAUGGCACUGGAUCGGGUAUUAGGGACUUCAAACGUGAUGUAUUGUGAGAAAUGUGGAAUUGCAUCUACAGAUGCGGCAGCAUUCAAGAAGCAUAUGUUGGAGCACAUGCAGACCAAGUUUUACUGCUUUUACUGCAACAACGUCUCCUUCAGUGAGGCAGAAUUAGCCGCGCACCUGAAGCAGCACACUUCAAAGUAUCCGUUCACGUGUCCUCACUGUGGACAGGGCUACAUGAGGAGGCUCUGCCUUGUGAAGCACAUUGACCGUUUGCAUAGUAAAAUCAUCAGUCAAGGACCUGCGAAGCCUGGCAUGACAAAAAGUCCACAGAUCCCUGUCUCCAGUGCCUUAAGAAGUGUGCCCGCUGCUGAUCCAUCAUUGGUUCGACCGGUCGUUCGAGUGACAGUACCCACCCCGACUGCACCUGCUGCCAGGUUUGGAAAAGAUGAACAGAGAGCGAAAACACUGGACACGAAUGCAUCAACUGCCACUAAUGGUAAUGCAGAACUUUUGUCCCCUUUGAAUGGACUCAUUCAGCACAACAGAGCGCUAACAGUUUCUCUUCCCGAGGAGGUAACGAUCCCUGCCGGCUGCUUGGUGGAACUUGUCGAGGUGAAAACUGUCAACGGGACAAAAGAGUUAAAGCUGAGGCUUAGGCAACAGGAAAACGAGUCUGUGAUAAAGGACACAAGGACCGCGACCUCUCAAAACACUGCACUGGGAAAGCCCUUAUCUCCCACAUUUAGUCAUCCGAACAUGGUGUGGUCUACGAGUAUGGGCAUGUGCACAGUAAACAGAAAACAGAGUGAAUCAAAGACAGUACAUUUGGAGCAUCCAGCUCCUGUCCCCGUCAGUGUUUCCAACAUCCUCCCGAAUCCACUGAGCAAAGAAAAGAGUGUAUUGAAAAGAACAUCACCAGAAAUAAUCAACCUGGAGUGCAACACAGGCAUCCCAAACAAGGUCCCCAAAAGCAUCCUCAGUCCUGUGAGAGAAGGUAACAGUGGGAUCAGCGUUACACAAACGGCACCUGUCAGCCAUAAUGCAGCUGCUCUCACCGCUCUCUCCACCAAGAUUGCCAACCGGUUGAGUACGGCACUGCAUCCAGACAGCAUGGCAACAAGUGUUUCUCAGAGAAUGGGGGAUGAGAGAAAGAAUGUGAUUCUAGAGCAUUCAAAAAGUAUCCCACUCAGGAGGGCUUGUGACACAAAAAGCAUUCCUCAAAACCUGCCAUUGGCUGUGAAGCUGGAACCUCGAGCGAUCCACCUCAAGAGCAACACUGUUUCAAAAGCAAUGAAAGAGGCAGGGUCCUUGAACCAGCAAAGUUUGAAACCGGCCUCUCCCUCUCUAAGUGUUCCAGCUGUCCAAGUGAGACCUCAAGCACUUUUGGUCGGUAAAAAUAAUGUUGCAAGUCAGCCUCCGAUCAAAACAUCUGUCCUCUUUAAUCACACGAGUUCAAAGAUCUCGCCUUGGUCUCAGGAAGUGAGACCCAAUGAGAUAGCACGGGAAGGACAUGUGUCGGAACCUGAGAGUUUCCCCGUCAUCUCUUCUGUGUUUUCACUGAGUCAACAGCCAGAGGAAGUCCAAGGUUCCAUUCAGCCACUGGUAAUGGCUCUGCGUGGCAUAGUGAUGGAUAAAAGGAGCAGCUCUGGCAGCAAAACUCAAGAUCACAUUAAGAUAACGAACAGCACAGAGCAAGUGAACGCAGCUCCAACGUCAGGGCACUAUGCUCAGGUCGCCACAAAAAAUGGUUCCUUCACUCGUGACUUGGUAUUGACAGGGAAGACGAGCGAGUCUGUAAAAGUAGAAGAGCAUGAUAAGGUCGUUCACCAUCCUCCUGCACUGACCAAUAACCACAUCUUUGUCAAGGAGGAAAAAAAUAGCACUGCACAAACAGACACUAAGCAAAUCAGUCACAUGUCUGCAUCCAAAUCCUCAAUAGAUGAAGAGUCUAAAACUGUCCCACAUGUAGAGGAAUCUGAGACUGCCAAAAGUGAGCAUGACAUCUCCUCAAAGUUCCUGACUGUCUCCCUGAAAAGGGUCCAAGUAGGUGUGUGGAAAAAAAGCAAGAAGGGACUGAAACUUAGAAUAUCUAAAUAUAAGACUGACGUCCCUGUGGCCAGUCUGACCGACUGUACAGUGAUUUACCCGAUGCCGUUGAAGGUGGACCAACUGGUGAAACGUCCGGGUCCGUACCAGCCGGUGGUGGUGCUCAAUCAUCCAAAGCCCCGGGUCUCUGUGCAGGGAACAAGAGCAGACACUUUUGCAGACACAGGAGCCUCUCAAGUGGUUCCAAAGUGCCAAAUCUUAAAAAUGAGGCUGAGCAAAGUGAUGGGCCAAAAGUACGAGGUGAUGGGGUGCACUGUUAGAGUGUUCCCAUGAAUGUGUCGCACAGAAGUGUCCAUUUAUGGGGAAAUAAGUAGUAUUACGGUGAAAAGAUGUUAACUUCUAAAACUGAUAAAAUAUUAAGCCAAUUAUUUUCUUUAUGGGAGAAUAGAAUUAAAAAAAAAAUGGACAUCUAAGAAACACUUAACAUUGUCUUAUAUGUAUUAUACGGAAUAUUAAAGUGCAAUGUUUGACUGCUUUUACUCAUGGAACAUGAACUUUCCGCCGAUGUAGAUUGCUGUCAGUAAUGCACAGAUGUUAAAUACUGUUUCAGAAGUUUGAGAAACCAGUAGAUCUGUCAAAGUCAUUAUUUGCAUGCUGUUUAUUUAAAAAAAAAAGGAUCCCUUUUUAUUUAUUUGUUUUGCUUGCAUCGCUAGUAUUGCGAUUGUUCAUCUGACAUGUCUUUGCUGCAGCCUGAAACCGGUGCAGUACAACAGGAAGUGAUGGGUGUUAAUGGAAGAUUAGCAAUGGCAUUUUUGUAUGAUGUCAUUUCCUGUGGGUCAAAACUCACAGGCAGCGUUUAGUGAAAAUAUGGUGUUAUCAAGUAAUAGUCCAGAUGAACAGAAAAGUUUGAUUUCAACACAACAAAAAAGUGCAUUUCCAGUCGUCACGUGUGAGAAAGCGUUUUGCAUCUUUUACAUUGUCCCCAUUUAAUCACGUAUUCUUAGAUGGCUUGUUGUACAGACACCACAAAGUCAACAUUUCAGCUCUUAUAACCGUCCAAAAGGUCUGUCCAGUUUCAAAAGCUUCUCUAAAUUCGACCUGAAAAACCAUAGUUUCAUGGAGAUCACAACCUUUCAUCUGUCGUUCUGCCACCAGUUUUGUAGAGGUGCAUUCAGGCACUCUUUGUAAACUCUUGCAUUUGGAGAAAAAUGACAAGUCAGCACACACUGUUGAGUUAAUUCAAUGGAAUUGAUGAAUGAAAAAGUCCCAUCAAGGUGUAAAUAAUGGGAUUUGGACAUACGCUGCACUGUGUGCUCCUGUUUGGAUAUGUUAUGAACCACAGAGUUUGCCAGUUGUACAUAAACACAUGUUAAACUUGGGUUUUAUGGAACAUGUCUCAGUUUCCCACCUUGCUCGACAUUUUGGUGAGAACUUGAAUGUUUUGGACUUGUUGAUGAAGGGGUGAAUGAAUGCACCGCAAGUUUUUAAUCCUGUAAGGCCAGAGCUAAAGGCUCGGUGUUGUGCAUUUUUGUUUUAUUGUCUCAACAUUUUUUGUAGUCUUUUUUUUUUUAGGUCUCUAAACUAUAAUGUGUAAAUAGUUACAGAUUUUUGGUCUUAUUUAUUUGACUUUACACUUCUGUUUUUUUUUUAGUUAUUUUGGGAUUUUCCUCCUUGUGUCUAUCUGCCUUCUCUUGAGGUGUACAGUUCCAGCCCCAUCGAAGUGGAGUCGACAAAAGCAACCCAGAUUGGUUCAUUACUGUAAUAGAGACAAAAGCCAUGUACCGUGGUUUGUUUUUUUGUUUAAAGAACUUUCCUGCCAUGAAGAUACUCAAUGUCUGUGUAUUUCCUGUGCAGUUAAAACCUGAUGUAAUUUUUUUUUUUUUUUGAAAGACUUAAACAUAAGCAGUCUUCUUUCCUGACACUUUGCAGAUCUGUUUCUCUUUUUUCAGAAGCAUUAUGAAACCUGUGUGUUCUUGUUUAUACUAUAAUCAUGAUGGUUGAGGUGCUAGACCUAUGAUUAUACUUAUAGGUUUUGGUUGCCCCCAGUUUUUAAUUAUGUAUGUAUGCUUUGUUUGUGCUCAGAUUUUAUUGUGUACAUACUUGUAAAUAUAAAAUGUGGUGUUCAUACUCAGUAGAAAACGGCCUCUUCCGCCCCCACACUUCAACCGUGCUUUACUUUCCUUGAACUGCAGUGUCGAAAGCUGCUGUGCAGGCUUUGUUAUAUAUCAUUACUUUAAAGUUCUUUGACAAUCCGUUUUGAUUGUUUGACUUUGUUUUUAAUUCAAGACUCAUCCGUGUGAGAACCAGUCCAUGUUCCAGUUAAAAGUGUUUUGGUUUUAUUACAUUCUCAGUGUUCAUAUCAUUGUGACUCAUGCUUUUAUAAUGAAAAUUGUGUAACUCCUCUUUUUUCUAUUAAAAACAAGGUAAAUAUGAUCACA